Aspergillus calidoustus is the source of this 1164-nucleotide messenger RNA. The record is from the annotation of a GenBank genome assembly. NCBI's taxonomy places the organism in Eukaryota, Fungi, Ascomycota, Eurotiomycetes, Eurotiales, Aspergillaceae.
AUGGCUUCCACGGAAAUCGUGGGCGCCAUGCCGCCGCCGGACGGGGUUACGCCGGACUUUUCUCUCACCAGGACCUCUGUACAGCAGGAGUUUAUCCUCACUUAUGCCUCCACCUUGGGAAUUGCCCUUCUUCUACUGCUCCUGCGGCUCUAUACGCGGCUCUUCCUUGUCAAAUCUUUCGGGCUUGACGACUGGGCUGUUAUUGCGUCUGCUCUCUUCUCAAUAGCCUUCUUUGCGCUGUGCUUUGUUUCGAUGAAAUAUGGGUUUGGGAGACACCUGUACAACGUGCCGGCCACUGCGAUUCCGACGUAUCUCAAACUUCUCAUACCCAUUGUAGUAACCUACUGCUGGGCACCAUUCAUGACCAAGUUUUCAAUUCUUAUUUUGUAUCACCGACUUAACCCGUCGAAAAAGUUCCGAUAUAUGAUCUAUGCAUUGAUGUUCAUCAUCGCGGGCUAUACACUGGCAACUACGUUAGCAACAGCUGGCGGAUGUAAUCCCCUGAGUGAAGGCGCAACCCCCUGCAUCAACAGCCUGGCGCUAUGGCAGGCGAUCUUGAAUAUCGUGACAGAUUUCCUGAUGCUACUGAUUCCAAUUCCGUUACUGUGGGCGCUUCAGUUGCCGCUGUUGCAAAAGCUCUCUCUGGGGUUGAUCUUUGCGCUUGGGUCUGCAGCAAUGAUAACCAGCAUCGUCCGCAUCACCUACAUCAUGAACAUCCUCGACAAGGUCGAUUUUACAUGGUACGAAGCAACCGUCUGCGUCUGGUCAGCAAUCGAACUCAACUUUGGGAUAAUGUGCAACUGCCUCGCCGUCCUAAAGCCCUUAGUGCGCCUCGUCUUCCCAAUGCUCAUCCCCACCUCAAGGGGAAGCGACAGAUACCCCCCGGGCCGGUCCUACCCAUCUAGAUCUUUGCGGCACCAAAACCAACCAGGCUCUCACCAGCUGGAGUCGUUUGAUAAAAAUGAGGGAAGCGGCGGUGGCGGUGUUGGUCCCGGUCGUCGGUUCCAUCAUCACUCUAAGAAGAAAAGCGAGGAUAUAACUGGCAUUACUGUGACGAGCUCCUACCAGGUCCAUACACAGUCGGAUAACGAGGGGGAUACGGAGAGUACGGAGAAUAUUAUUGAGUCAAGGGGGAUUGUUCGAGAGUAUCAUCGGAUGGUUUGA